ACGACACUGUCGAUCGACCGUAUUACCAGGACUUUUCUGACAAGACUGUACGGUACUUCAGUACAAUAGUAUACUGUACAUUGUCGUCUGAGCAGCCACUUUUGUUAGGAUCAGCUUUUUUCUCCCUCUUAUCAGUAAUCUGAAUUGCCAAUCAGACUCGAUUUCAGAUUCAUUUAGUGCAUUUUUCAGUUCAACCUACCGGUAUGUUCUUCUGGUGGCGCAGUCGGUUGCCAGGAUAACGUGGCUGAACGCCAAUCCUCGUACCAACUCCGGAACCGUAAAUUUGAACCGCGUCACGUCUCCUCGCGUUGUUUCCCUACCCUACUCUAACUAUCAUCAUCCAACAACCAUCGUAACAUCCAUCCUCAUCCUAUCUUCCACUUUUUCUUUUCUCAUACCACCAAUCCACUUCUUCCUCUGUUUUCUACUCCUUUACCUUUCGCUGCCCACAACUAGGCUUCGCAACUACGAGAUUGCUGGCCUGUUCCUACCGCGACUAUUUUACGAUCGAUUGUCAACCGAUUCUUUCAUUCACCACAGAUGCCUCCCCAGAUUGUUACUUCUGACUCGGACAGCGAUGGUGAUAUUAUCGCCGCCAAAGCUACUACCAAUGACGUUGAUGUCGCAAGUGUCGCAAGCGGUGAUGACGAUGUUGCCGCUGAUGUUCCUGAGGACGAGGAGGAGUAUAUUGUUGAGGGGAUUAAGAGUCACCGCUAUGAUGGCAAACAAUUGUUUCUUCUUGUCAAGUGGAAGGGUUAUGAGCGCAAGUCUGAUAUGACCUGGGAACCUGAAGAAAACUGCGAAGGCGCGAAAGAGAUCUUGCAGCAAUAUUACACUUCUAUCGGCGGGCGUCCAACUUACGAAUCUUCCCCUGCCCUUAAAGGCAAGAGAAGUAGGACCUCCCUUGGUUCCACCCCUACUGCCUCCAAAGCCGUAAAGAGAGCCAAAACUUCUACUCCUGCCGCUACCAACAAAAAUGGCAAUGAGUCUUCUCCCGCUGACGGUGACUCUUGGACCCCUCCAAAGGGAAGCUGGGAGGAGGAGAUUACCUGCAUUGAUACAAUUGAAAAGACUGAAAAGGGUCUUGUGUGUUAUGUGCAGUGGAACAAUGGCAGGAAGUCCCAGCAUGAGAUCAGUACCGUUUAUAGAAAAUGCCCGCAGACCAUGUUGCGCUUCUACGAACAGCAUCUGGUAUUCAAGGAAAGUGGAUCUCUCUAAACCACUUCGAUACCUCGUCAGAAACAAUCGAGAAGCAAAAUAUACAACAAAGAAAAAUUGAAAAACCAACGGUGAAAUUACAUUACAGCAAGCCCUUUUUCUUUUAGCAAGACAUUAGCCCAGCCCACCACUGCUUGACCCGACCAGCCUUGCUAGAGUUGUUAAAUUUCCACCUAGCCUAGGAAGGCAUUGUUUGCUUUACUUGCUGUCAUAUUCAUUUUCUUUGAAUCUCCUUUACCUACCUUUUCUAUACCUUCUCUGUUACCUCUUUCUUGCUUCUCUUUGUUUCCCAUGUUUGCUCAUCUUCUCCUGAUUUUCCUUUCUUGCCUAUUUCUUUCCUUUCCUAGUCUACCGGAUGUUCCCGUUUCCAUCAUUCCGCCUCUGCACCUGUCUUUUAGUCAACGGCUCGGAAAAAAAAGGCAACCUAUCUUUACUUUCAACCCUUGUCCUCUGUUCACAUUUUUCCCUUCCUUCAGGCACGUUCGAAAAAUGGGAAAAAGAGAAAGAAAGAAAAAAGUCCUCCACCCCCUGGUAGGCAAUAAUCAAGAAAUAUCAAAGCACUCACGGUUCGCAAUCGGAUUGAAUGAAUGGACGGCGUUAUUGAUUUUUUUUUUAACCUCCUAUCUGUCUGACUCUCUGCCUCUUUGCCUGUUAUAACUAUAGUCUAAACGUCCUUUACCAAAAUUAUCUACUUGCCAACCUGCUUGCCUCCUACUUUUUCUUCUCAACCCAAGCCGCCUGCUCCAGCGACUUGUGGAUCUGUGCUACUUCACUACCCCACCAAGCUGCCUACCUCCAGCCCACCAUCUAUCUGGCUGGCUGGCUGGCUGGCUGCUUCUCCCUAGUGAGUUCCCUACGUUCUCAAACUGUCCUGUCUCCGGUCACGUAUGUAUAUUAUCCACUUUUUUUUUUUCAUUAUGGUUACCCUAUUUCACCUCCA
This is a messenger RNA of Tuber melanosporum (Perigord truffle), 2158 nucleotides long. RefSeq lists its product as uncharacterized. Gene Ontology annotation, biological process: chromatin organization; negative regulation of transcription by RNA polymerase II. Lineage: Eukaryota; Fungi; Ascomycota; Pezizomycetes; Pezizales; Tuberaceae. Gene Ontology annotation, molecular function: chromatin binding. The record is from RefSeq and is a predicted model, not a curated record. The transcript has 6 exons. The coding region runs from base 541 to 1218 and encodes 225 amino acids. Gene Ontology annotation, cellular component: nucleus; pericentric heterochromatin.